UAAUCAUAAUGCUUCAAGUAAAAAAAGAGUACAAUGCUCCACUAAAAGAUCACUCAGAAAUUCUGAAUUAUCUAUAAAAAAAAUUGGGAUAAUAAGUCAAUAUUAAAAAGAAUGAGGUUGUGGAGAAAGUGUUUAGAAGAGAGGGUAAUACAUUGAACAACAAUUAAAUUACUUUGAGAAUUCAAAAUAACUCCAACUUGUAUAUAAAUAACUGAAUUAGAUCAUGUGAGCACUUAUUAUUGGAAAAAUAUAUGGAUACAAAUAUCGAUUUAAUAAAUUACGAAGAAAAUAUUCCUGAAGAUUGUUCCAGCUUAUUCGAGAGAGUGGGAUUUAAAUUAAUUAGGAUUGAAGAAUAUAGUGAAUAGGUCUACAAUAUAAAAUUCAUGAAUUGUUCAAUUUGUGUAUAGGAGUAAGCAAAGACCAAAAGAUUAGUGUUGCAAUUGAGAGAUAAGUAAGAUAAUGAAGCUCAUAUGAAAAUGCUAUAAUUAUAAAAUUCCUUAGAAAUGUUGCUUGGAUAGGGUGGGAUUAUUUGA
Molecule: messenger RNA, 533 nt
Organism: Paramecium octaurelia
Lineage: Eukaryota; Ciliophora; Oligohymenophorea; Peniculida; Parameciidae
Source: the annotation of a GenBank genome assembly